This is a messenger RNA of Meleagris gallopavo (turkey), 780 nucleotides long. The record is from RefSeq and is a predicted model, not a curated record. Lineage: Eukaryota; Metazoa; Chordata; Aves; Galliformes; Phasianidae.
AUGGGGCAGCGCGACUGCUGCCUGCCCUUCCAGCGCCUGGUGCGCGAGAUCGCGCAGGACUUCAAGACCGACCUGCGCUUCCAGAGCUCGGCCGUCAUGGCGCUGCAGGAGGCGAGCGAGGCCUACCUGGUGGGGCUCUUCGAGGACACCAACCUGUGCGCCAUCCACGCCAAGCGCGUCACCAUCAUGCCCAAGGACAUCCAGCUCGCCCGGCGCAUCCGCGGGGAGCGCGCCUGAGGCUGCUGUCCCUUCAUUGCCAAACCCAAAGGCUCUUUUAAGAGCCACUCCAUCUACAACAAAAGGAGCUGGUAUCAUUGCAACUAUGUGUCUUCUAUGAGUCUAUGUUUCUUUCUGCUUGUUACUAUGUUUCACUGUAAAAAAAAAAAAGUAUCCUAUUUUACACUGAGUAGUAUGGGAAGAGUAAAUAAUCAGUUACUUUAUAAUACCUGCAUACAAUAAUAGGUCCUUAUCAUAUCCCUCAGCAUGAGGGGAUAGAGGUUAGUGUGUACUUUUAGUGUGUAAUCAAGGUUAUCUUUUGGUAUGUAAUCAGACUCGGAUAUGUUGCAUGUGUGAAAGGCUUGUAAAGAGCUUGGAGAAUACACUCUACGAGGAGAGACUGAAGGAACAGGGGCAGUUCCAUCUGGGGAAAAGUAGGAUGAGGGUAGACGUUAUUGCUCUUUUCCAAUACCUGAAAGGUGUUUACAGCGAGAGCAGAGCUUGAUCUCACUGGUGACAGGAUGAGGGGAAAUGGCCUCAAGUUGUGCCAGGUUAAGUUUAGGU